Lepidothrix coronata (blue-crowned manakin) is the source of this 2534-nucleotide messenger RNA. It is a transcript of the gene CACNA2D3, whose product is annotated as calcium voltage-gated channel auxiliary subunit alpha2delta 3. The transcript has 28 exons. Gene Ontology annotation, molecular function: voltage-gated calcium channel activity. Bases 37 to 2217 code for a protein of 726 amino acids. The record is from RefSeq and is a predicted model, not a curated record. NCBI's taxonomy places the organism in Eukaryota, Metazoa, Chordata, Aves, Passeriformes, Pipridae. Gene Ontology annotation, cellular component: voltage-gated calcium channel complex.
CACACAGGACAAGGAAGCAUUUGCAGCCAAGCCAUAAUGUUGAUCACUGACGGGGCUGUGGACACAUAUGAUACAAUAUUUGCAAAAUAUAAUUGGCCAGACAGAAAAGUUCGUAUUUUUACCUAUCUGAUUGGAAGAGAAGCAGCAUUUGCUGAUAACCUGAAGUGGAUGGCCUGUGCUAACAAAGGGUUUUUUACUCAGAUCUCUACCUUAGCUGAUGUGCAAGAGAAUGUUAUGGAAUAUCUUCAUGUUCUCAGCCGACCAAAGGUUAUUGACCAAGAACAUGAUGUAGUGUGGACUGAAGCAUACAUUGACAGCACUCUCCCUCAGGCUCAAAAGCUUGCUGAUGAUCAGGGAUUGGUGUUGAUGACAACUGUUGCCAUGCCAGUAUUUAGUAAGCAAAAUGAGACUAGGUCUAAAGGGAUUCUUCUGGGAGUAGUUGGCACAGAUGUUCCAGUUAAAGAGCUUUUAAAAACCAUUCCAAAAUACAAGUUAGGUAUUCAUGGAUAUGCUUUUGCAAUUACAAACAAUGGAUAUAUUUUGACUCAUCCAGAACUUAGGCCUUUGUAUGAAGAGGGGAAGAAACGAAGAAAGCCCAACUACAGUAGUGUGGAUCUUUCUGAGGUUGAGUGGGAAGACAGAGAUGAUGUGCUCCGAAAUGCAAUGGUGAAUCGAAAAACAGGGAAAUUCUCCAUGGAAGUGAAGAAGACAGUGGACAAAGGGAAGCGGGUAUUGGUGAUGACAAAUGACUACUAUUAUACAGACAUCAAGGGGACUCCAUUCAGUUUAGGUGUGGCUCUCUCUAGAGGACAUGGAAAAUAUUUCUUCAGAGGGAACGUAACUGUAGAAGAAGGUUUACAUGAUUUAGAACACCCUGAUGUGUCUUUAGCAGAUGAAUGGUCCUAUUGCAACACUGACUUACAUCCUGAGCACCGUCAAAUGACUCAGUUAGAAGCCAUUAAACGCUACCUCACGGGAAAAGAGCCAUUGCUGCAAUGUGAUAAAGAAUUGAUCCAGGAAGUUCUGUUUGAUGCAGUUGUGAGUGCACCAAUUGAAGCUUAUUGGACCAGCCUAGCAUUGAAUAAAUCAGAAAACUCUGACAAAGGAGUGGAAGUUGCCUUCCUUGGAACACGGACUGGACUCUCUCGUAUCAAUCUGUUUGUGGGUCCAGAGCAGCUCACUAACCAAGACUUCCUGACAGCUGAAGAUAAGGAGAACAUUUUUAAUGCUGACCAUUUUCCACUCUGGUACAGAAGAGCUGCUGAGCAAAUACCUGGGAGCUUUGUGUAUUCAAUCCCAUUCAGCACAGAAACCGCAAACAAGAGCAAUGUAGUGACAGCCAGUACUGCUAUCCAGCUUCUGGAUGACAGGAAAUCUCCAGUGGUUGCAGCUGUAGGUAUCCAGAUGAAACUUGAAUUUUUCCAGCGGAAAUUUUGGACUGCAAGCAGACAGUGUGCAUCUCUCGAUGGCAGAUGUGCUAUAAGUUGUGAUGAUGAAACAAUCAACUGUUACCUAAUAGAUAACAAUGGAUUUAUUUUAGUAUCUGAAGACUAUAGACAGACUGGUUACUUUUUUGGGGAGGUUGAAGGGGCUGUGAUGAACAAGUUACUAACAAUGGGCUCCUUUAAGAGAAUUACACUUUAUGACUACCAGGCCAUGUGUAGAACAAACAAAGAGAGUAGCGACAGUGCCCAUAGCUUGCUGGACCCUUAUAAUGCCUUCUUUGCUGCAGUAAAAUGGAUUAUGACUGAACUUGUCUUGUUCCUUGUGGAAUUCAAUCUAUGCAGUUGGUGGCACUCCGAUCUAACAGCAAAAGCGCAGAGGUUGAAACAAACCCUAGAGCCCUGUGACACUGAAUAUCCAGCUUUUGUUUCCGAACGCACUAUAAAGGAGACCACGGGGAAUAUUGCUUGCGAUGACUGUUUCAAGUCUUUUGUUAUCCAGCAAAUCCCAAGCAGCAACCUCUUCAUGGUGGUAGUAGAUAAUGAAUGCUUCUGUGAUUCUGUCCCACCAAUUACCAUGGCACCUAUAGAAAUAAGGUAUAAUGAAUCCCUUAAAUGUGAACGUUUAAAAUCUCAGAAGAUAAGACGACGCCCAGAAUCUUGUCAUGGAUUUCACCCUGAAGAAAAUGCAAGGGAAUGUGGUGGUGUCUCAGGCCUUAGUGCUAAACCUUCUCUUGUUCUUCUUCCUCUGCUAUUGACAAUUUUCUCAAGGUGACAUUGACUGAUGUGUUCAAUUGGCAUGCUAAUCCAUGGAUAAACUGUGAACUGGGAAAUGGUGCAACAUAGAGGACAUGAAAUAUAGUCAGAGCAUCAGCAUUUCAUGAUUUUAAACUGUUGGUGAUAUAAAUUCCUAAAGAUAUGUUGAAAAAAGAUUUAUCUUUUUACUUUGCGAGUCAUGCAGAUGUGAAUUUGGCAUAUGGUAGUCAUGAUUCAUCAAAAAAGGACUUGGUAGAUAGAGGUGACCAUCGCUUUGUCCCAUUGAAAACAAUUUCAGACUGUGUAAUUUUUUCAAUAAAGUAUAUUAAAAUCACA